CUGGGUGCAGUAGGCAGGAGAGAGCUGGAGCGGAGUGCAGGGGAUCAGAGGGAGGCUGAGCGGUGGGGGCGGCUCCCAGCCGCACAUCAGGACUGGGGCGCACUUGGGCACAGAGGGGCUGUUUUCUAACUGGUAUCCUCGGUGACGUAUGGCUGCCUGCUCCUUGGCAGCUGUCUUUAUAGACCAGUAGGCAGAGGGAAAUUGCCACUGACGAGACUUUUACAUCUUGGAAGAGACUGUGAUCCACUGCAGUGAAGAACAGAGCCUCUCAAUCACGCGGUGUAAAUAAGAGACGGAGGGGAGUCCAAGAGAAAAGGAAGAGGAGGGGAGAGAAGUGUGUGUCGGGGGGAGUGGGAAAAGGCAUUUUUGGUGGAUGGUAUGAAGCCAGCCAUGGAAACUGCAGCCGAGGAAAAUACUGAACAAAGCCAAGAGAGAAAAGUGAACAGCAGAGCUGAAAUGGAAAUUGGCAGGUACCACUGGAUGUACCCAGGCUCAAAGAACCACCAGUACCAUCCUGUGCCAACCCUGGGGGACAGGGCUGGCCCCUUGAGCAGUCCAGGCUGCUUUGAGUGCUGCAUCAAGUGUCUGGGAGGAGUCCCCUAUGCCUCUCUGGUGGCCACCAUCCUCUGCUUCUCUGGGGUCGCCUUGUUCUGUGGCUGUGGGCAUGUGGCUCUUGCGGGCACCGUGGCCAUUCUGGAGCAGCACUUCUCCACCAACACCAGUGACCACGCCUUGCUGAGUGAGGUCAUACAGCUGAUGCAGUAUGUCAUCUACGGCAUUGCGUCCUUUUUCUUCUUGUAUGGGAUCAUUCUGUUGGCAGAAGGCUUUUACACCACAAGUGCCGUGAAAGAACUGCACGGGGAGUUUAAGACCACUGCCUGUGGCCGGUGCAUCAGCGGAAUGUUUGUCUUCCUCACCUACGUGUUGGGAGUGGCCUGGCUGGGCGUGUUUGGUUUCUCGGCGGUGCCUGUGUUUAUGUUCUACAACAUAUGGUCAACUUGUGAGGUCAUCAAGUCUCCCCAGACCAAUGGGACAGCUGGUGUGGAGCAGAUCUGUGUGGAUAUCCGGCAAUACGGUAUCAUUCCUUGGAAUGCUUUCCCAGGAAAAAUAUGUGGCUCUGCCCUGGAGAACAUCUGCAACACAAAUGAGUUCUACAUGUCCUACCACCUGUUCAUUGUGGCCUGUGCAGGAGCUGGUGCCACCGUCAUUGCCCUGCUGAUCUACAUGAUGGCUACUACAUAUAACUAUGCGGUUUUGAAGUUUAAGAGUCGGGAAGAUUGCUGCACUAAGUUCUAAAUUGUAUAAGGCCAACAAGGAGCUUUAGAGAGCUCUACUUGGGUAGCGUGAAAUAUCACUGACACCCCAGACUAAAGCAGAGCCUAGGCUUCGGCAGUUUUGUCAGACUAAUUUGUAAAUAGCUUUAGUACUCAUUUUGCAUGGUAGAUUAAUGACUUAUCGUACAUGAAUUACAAAAUAAUGAGAUCUGGCUAUUUCUACAUUUUGAAAAGGAUUCAGUUAUUUACUGACAUUGGUGAGCAUCCAUUAAUUUUCUUAAACUUUGAGCAGUAUUUCAAGUAUUAAAAUUUUGGAAUGCCUGCCUUUUCCAUUGUUUUUGCUUCUUGAUAACCGAUCUCAGUGAUGAAAAGUGAAGAUGAAAUGGAAGAGCUCCAUUUUAAUCUGGAUUUUGUUUUGGCAGACUUUCUGGAAAAUAUCUGAUUAAAAACAUUUUUUGAUUACUUUGUUCGCUACCAAAUAAAUCCCCCUCAAAGAAACCAGAUGGAAAUGUGAAGAAAAAUAAAGGCCACCCAUUUGUUUUCUCUGAGAAAAGGAUUUGUGUGUGUGUGUUUUUGCACAACACAGUCAUUCCUUUCAGAGCCUAAAAGUGAUGACCUUAAGUUGUGGUGUUUUGGUGAGUAGUAACUGACUCCUCAUAGCCAGUUCUCAAACUGCACUUCAGAUUUCAAUGGGAAGAGCAACUGUGCCUGGAUCUGAAAGUCUCAAAUAUGUUGAGAAGGAAAUAUGAAAUAUAAGGAACUUGAGAUGUAGAUUUUUGCAAGAAAGAUGAGGAAAUAAGUGGGAAAGAAGUGUUUGCUACAUCACCUGUAAAGAAUGAUAAGGAUUUUUAUGUUUUGUGAAAUGAAAUAAUGGCAGUUAGAAAAUGAAAAUGUAGUUUCACUACUUAAACACUGUCCAGAGCCUGCAUGCUUUGCUAAUAGUACUUGGUUGUGACAUUCACUUAAUUUUUCCACAUUAAAUAUGUAGCUUAUUACUUAAAAUAAGCAUUGUUCAUACUUCUAGGCCUUUAGGGGAAUUGCUUUUUAUCCACAGAGAGGAAAGAUCUAUGCAGUACACUUAAAGUAACUGCAUAACGUGUUCCUGAACUUCUGCAUCAGUCUUUAAAAUUACUCUCAAAAUGGUAAAAAAAAAACACUCUCGUAUUUCAUUUUUGCUUUUCUUUAACAAUAACUUUGGCCAUUUUUUUCAUUAUGUUUGUAUACUAACUUUUCUUCAGCCUUUUAAUACUAAGCACACUGGUAGAGCAUGCUCGCAGUAUCUGAUGCCUCUGAUAGCAAGAGAAGUAUUAAUACAGAAUAACCUUGGCCCUUUUUACAGUAAAGCCCAUCUAAUCUGCCUAGCAGCUUGCUUUGCCUUCUGACAUGCUCACUAGCCAUCAUGCUCACCCUUCUUUUCCAGAUCCACUUCCUCAUGAUACUGUCUUCUAACUGGGCUUACUUAAAGGAUGCAAGCACAAUGCAGGCUUACCAAGAUAUGAGAGCAAAGGAAGAGCAGGAACUGCAAGAUAUCCAGUCGCGGUCAAAAGAACAACUCAAUUCUUA
Messenger RNA from Manis pentadactyla (Chinese pangolin), 2837 nucleotides. It is a transcript of the gene GPM6B, whose product is annotated as glycoprotein M6B. The record is from RefSeq and is a predicted model, not a curated record. Gene Ontology annotation, cellular component: myelin sheath; plasma membrane. The coding region runs from base 379 to 1296 and encodes 305 amino acids. The transcript is spliced from 8 exons. Gene Ontology annotation, biological process: axon development; central nervous system myelination. NCBI's taxonomy places the organism in Eukaryota, Metazoa, Chordata, Mammalia, Pholidota, Manidae. Gene Ontology annotation, molecular function: structural constituent of myelin sheath.